AUGAAGGCUUCUCUCAUUCUUACGUCCGCAAUUCUGUCCUUCUCGGGCAUUGUCUCGGCAGUUGAACUACAAUGCUGGGGCACGGGAGUCCCAUCAGGAAUCAGGCAAGGCGACCUUGAGUGGGCCCGCAAGAACCGCUCCGCAGAGCUGGGCAUUCCUGGGAACACCAAGUAUAACUUCAGAUACAAGACUUGUAUCGACCCGGACAACAAUGGCCAUCCUGUACUUGUGAUCACCAUACCCAGAGUUACAAAGGACGGUUCAACUAGGUUGGCUUCUGGUACCAUUGAAUGCAGCAGCAGAGGCGGACCCCCUGAUUCCACCUGUUAA
Messenger RNA from Colletotrichum truncatum, 330 nucleotides. RefSeq lists its product as uncharacterized. NCBI's taxonomy places the organism in Eukaryota, Fungi, Ascomycota, Sordariomycetes, Glomerellales, Glomerellaceae. The record is from RefSeq and is a predicted model, not a curated record.